Balaenoptera musculus (blue whale) is the source of this 1270-nucleotide messenger RNA. It is a transcript of the gene KLK14, whose product is annotated as kallikrein related peptidase 14. The record is from RefSeq and is a predicted model, not a curated record. The transcript has 6 exons. NCBI's taxonomy places the organism in Eukaryota, Metazoa, Chordata, Mammalia, Artiodactyla, Balaenopteridae. Bases 169 to 921 code for a protein of 250 amino acids. Gene Ontology annotation, molecular function: serine-type endopeptidase activity. Gene Ontology annotation, biological process: seminal clot liquefaction; proteolysis; epidermis morphogenesis.
AGGCCAGAGAUAAAAGGCCUCCAUGAGUGACAAGGAAGCAAGACAUCUUCCCCGCUCCUCCAGACAGGAGACAUCCAGGCAGGACCUGAACCCUUCUCAGCAUCCUCUCUCCAGCCACCAAGGAGCCCCCAGACCCUGCCCUCCUGAAUCCAGCCCCCAGCCCUCAGAAUGUUCCUCCUGCUGACAGCGCUUCAGAUCUUGGCUGUAGCCAUGGCACAGAACCAAGGGAACAAGAUAAUUGGUGGCUACAGAUGCACCCGGCACUCCCAACCAUGGCAGGCAGCCCUACUGACAGGUCCCUGCCGUAGUUUUCUCUGUGGAGGGUCCCUGCUGUCCGAGCGAUGGGUGAUCACCGCCGCUCACUGCGCCCGUCCGAUCCUUCGAGUGGCCCUGGGCAAGCACAACAUGAGGAUUUUGGAGGUCACACAGCAGGUGCUGCGUGUGAUCCGCCAGGUGCCACACCCCCAGUACAACUCCCGGACCAUCGACAACGACCUGAUGCUGCUGGAGCUGGAGCGGCCUGCUCGGCUGGGGAGGGCAGUGAAGCCCAUCGCCAUGGCCAGCUCCUGUGCCAGCGCAGGGACGUCCUGCCUUGUGUCGGGCUGGGGCACGAUAUCCAGUCCCGUCGCCAGGUUCCCCAACUUUCUGCAAUGCGUGAACAUCAACAUCUUCUCGAAUGAGGAGUGUCAGCGGGCCUAUUCUGGAGCCAUCACCCCUGGCAUGGUCUGCGCAGGGGUCCCCCAAGGCGGGAAGGACUCUUGUCAGGGUGACUCCGGGGGACCCCUGGUGUGCGAUGGAAAGCUCCAGGGCCUCGUGUCCUGGGGGAUGGAGAACUGUGCCCAGCCUGGUUACCCCGGCGUCUAUACAAACCUGUGCAAGUACCAAAACUGGAUCCAGGAAACCAUGCAGGGCAGAUCGUAGCCGGUGUUACAGGACAGCGCCUGCCCUCAUGCUCCCCAAGACCCUGCUCUUCCCACUCCAGACCCAGGGAUCCCGGCCCCCAGCUCCCCCUCCCUCAGACCCACAAGCCCAGGCCCCCAGCAUCCUGCUCCUGACCCCAGGCUCAGAACUCCCCUUUCCCAGAGCAGUUCCUUCAGGGGUUCUCUCUGCACCCCACAACAUCCCCGUCAUUAUUCAAGGCGCCCCUAAGACACACAGAGUAGGAGCGUGAAGGCAAAGGCGCUGCACUGGCACCAUAUUCCGAAGAAGACAAUGUUCAAAACUCUUAGUGUCUGUAAAAACCAGGUAAAUACUACUAAUAAAACUUUAA